UGCGGCCUGCAGGGGAGCCGGCUCUGCCUCUGUUGCUGCUGAUGCUGUUCCUGUGAUUGAGCUGCUGCUGCUGCUACUACUGGACUGAAACUGCUGAGGAUUUUCUAUCAGCUGCUACACUUGGCUAUAAGGGACCUACUUCUUUCAGGACAAGGGUGCAAACAGCCUGGAAAAAAAAUUAAACAGGGGGAAAAGGAGUCAAAUGAUGCAACAAGAGGAUGAGAGAAUGACCCCUGGGGCAGCUUGGAUGUAAGGUGAUGUCCCUCCUCCACAGCAUACUGCAAACUGAGCUAUCACAAAAGUGAAGAAGACUUGCCGGGCGCCAUCGAGAUAUAACUCUCUGCGGAGGAGAUAUGUGCUCACUUCCCCAGAGUCUCAGCAGCGUCGUGUGACAUCACCAUGACCGAGAGGAGAAAGUAGGACGCACAGGACCAGUCUGCUCGCUGCUGCACAUCACAGGGAACAAUGAUGCAUUAUGGGGAAUCUCUCGGAAGGCAGGCGUGACAUGUAUGACUCGGGUUGUUGCAUCUGAAGGGCUGAGCAAUUCUGCGGGAGAAGAUUCCUGGAUGAGACUGGCUGAGAUACCGGAUCUGUGUGAAGAGUCCUGAGGAUUUAAUAGGAUGUCAACGGAGACAGAACUUCAAGUGGCUGUUAAAACCAGCGCAAAGAAGGAAUCGAAAAAGAAAGGUCAAGACCGCAGUGAAGCCACUUUGAUAAAAAGGUUUAAAGGGGACGGUGUUCGGUACAAGGCGAAACUAAUUGGAAUUGACGAGGUUUCGGCCGCCAGAGGAGACAAGUUAUGCCAGGAUUCCAUGAUGAAACUCAAGGGUAUUGUGGCCGGAGCGCGAUCAAAGGGCGAACACAAACAAAAAGUCUUUUUAACAGUCUCGUUCGGAGGAAUCAAAAUCUUCGAUGAAAAGACCGGUAUUCUUCACCAUCAUCAUGCGGUACAUGAAAUCUCUUACAUUGCGAAGGACAUCACGGACCAUCGGGCAUUUGGAUAUGUGUGUGGCAAGGAAGGAAACCACAGAUUUGUGGCCAUAAAAACCGCUCAGGCAGCAGAGCCAGUCAUUUUAGAUUUGCGAGAUCUGUUCCAGCUUAUCUAUGAACUGAAGCAGAGAGAAGAAAUGGAGAAGAAAGCACAAAAAGAUAAACAGUGCGAACAGGCAGUAUAUCAGACAAUUUUGGAAGAAGAUGUAGAAGAUCCCGUUUACCAGUACAUAGUGUUUGAAGCGGGCCACGAGUCCAUACGUGAUCCAGACAGUGAAGAAAGCAUAUACCAGGUUCCUACCAGCCAUAAGAAAGAAGGUGUCUAUGACGUGCCAAAAAAUCAGCCGAUAAGUAACGGAGACUUAAUAUCAUUUGAUGAAAAUCUUUCUGAUGUCAUCGAGGCUGUUACCCAAUUAGCACUAUUUGGGGAUAUGUCAACUCCGCCCGAUAUUACGUCACCCUCUACCCCAGCGACUCCAGGUGAUGCCUUUAUGAAAUACCCCACCCAGCUGCACCCAGCAGUUGCUCCCAUGUUUGGAACCCUUUCUUACAAUCCCGUUGCACUGCCAUCAGGCUAUGUUGCAAUGGGAGCUGUCCAGCCUUCAUUCUGGGGACAACAACCAUUAAUACAACCGCAGAUGGUCCUGGGAGGCCAGCCUCCAGUUGCUCAGGUUCUGCAGGGAAGCCAAACGAUAACAUGGGCUCAGCCGGGCCUUUACCCCACCGCUCAGCAACAGCCAUGGCCCACCCUGCCUGGCCAGUUCCCACCUACUGCCUUCAUGCCAACACAAACUGUAUUGCCUUUUCAAGCAGCCAUGUUUCAAGGUACCACCGCUCCUGUAGCCGCUGUCCCACCAACCAGUGACUCCAUGCGAUCAAGCCCGCUCCGGCCGGACCAGAAAGUUACGAAAGAGAUGUUUAAGGAUUUUCAGAUGGUAAAUCCCCCGCCUGUGCCAUCACGACACCCAGACCAGCCUUCCCUCUCAUAUACCUCAGAUGCCUUCUCAAGCUAUUUUGACAAAGUUGGGUUGGCGCAGGAUACAGACGACUGUGACGACUUUGACAUCUCACAAUUAAAUUUGACGCCUAUGACUUCCACUUCGCCAUCUACUAAUUCACCGCCAACUCCAGCCCCGAGGCAAAGCUCCCCAUCAAAGUCUUCUGCGUCUCACACAAGCGAUCCCAACGCGGACGACAUCUUUGAAGAAGGUUUUGAAAGUCCCAGUAAAAGUGUAGAACAAGAUGCACCUGAUGCAUCUCAGGCGUCAGCCUGCACUGAUCUAGGUGAGCCCAGUGGCGAUUCUAUAAGCCCACAGGUCGGUAGCUAGAUAGCGCCGAUUCGGAUGAGAUCAGAAGAUCCGAUCUAUGCUCAGAUCAAAAGACCUAAGAAAUAGCGCUAACGAGCUCGCAGUGCUCCAAGACUUGACCGAAUGGACCGGCUGGUUACACCGAAACGGCAGCAUUCUCUCUACUGUCCACCACAAUGGGUUUCCCUGGUGAACCGAUGAAAAGCGAAUAUUGGCGGAGACAGCACAAAGAGAGGGGGGAAAACACACACAAGCUCUAACAUUAUUAACCUUGAAAGCUUUGCAAAGAAAGUUCAUUUUAGACUUGUACACGAUCGCUAUUUUUGAUCAUUGUUUUUUUGUUUUCCUCCUUUUCUGAAGGACGAUACGUUUAAUAUUUUACUACGAUUUUCACUUUUUUUUUCUUUUUACAUUUUCCUCUUUUUUAUAAAUGAACAGGAAACUCCAGGUUACACUGUUUUCUCUGUGUCUGUGUUUUCGUAUGGACUUAUAAUAAGACGUCAUCACGGAAAAGACAUUUAUCUCUAUAUUUACCAAGCCCUGGCAUUCGCCUUUUUCUUUCAAGGGACGGGGUGGGGUGACACAUUCAGGAGCCUGGGUACUAUAGAAAAUUCAUUGAUAUUGUUUUUUUAAAUUUUUUUUUUAAAAUAACAUUGCUUCUGUGGCUUUUGCCAAUGGGGGUGGAAGAACUUUAAACAUUCUGGGUCUAGAGGGCUGUAGACCACUUUCUAUACAGCGUAUCGGAUAACGGACGAUACAAUGACCAGAUUGUUAAUAACGAGGAAACGUUGUCACUAAAGACUGGGGAGGUAUUUUUCCUCCAUAUGUAUCUUGCUGCUGUACAGCUAUGCAGACAAGUCACAACUUCUACGCGUGCCAUUUUUGAAAGACAUGUCAUUUGCCCAAUAACUCUGGAAUAAUUCCAAAUUUGAAUUUGGAUUUAAAAAAAAAAAAUAUCUGACUUUGUCCUGGGACAUAGAGGCAUGAAUUUGUUAUAUAUAUAAAUAUAUAUAAAAAAAGAAAAAAAAUCUGUGAU
Molecule: messenger RNA, 3333 nt
Organism: Pseudophryne corroboree (corroboree frog)
Lineage: Eukaryota; Metazoa; Chordata; Amphibia; Anura; Myobatrachidae
Gene: DAB1
Product: DAB adaptor protein 1
Exons: 19
Coding region: 621-2318 (565 amino acids)
Biological process (GO): ventral spinal cord development; lateral motor column neuron migration
Cellular component (GO): cytoplasm
Source: RefSeq, a predicted model, not a curated record